AUCUUCACGAUCACAGAGUUUUUAGGGUUGAUCACCACCUUCAUCGAUUUCAUAUAGCUAAAUAUAUUAACCUAAUCAUGAAUAGGAUCAACGAAGAGCCACAGAUUCACGACGAUCCAGUCGAGAAUAGAGACAACGAUGAUGAAGAGGACGAUGAUGAAGAUGAUCAGUAUGAGUAUGGAGAUGGGUUUUUAGUGGAUAGUUCUGAUGAUGGAGAAGAAGAAGAAGAAGACGAAGAACAGAGACAUUGUAAUGAGAAAAAGAGUAGAAAUCGAAGGAAGAAAGACGAAGCCUUUAGUCUUCACGAAGAUGAUUAUCUUCUUCUAGAAGAUAACAACGUCGAUUUCCAAAGAAACAAGUAUAAACGUUUGAAGAAAUCUUCAGAGGAAGAGGAAGAAGAUAAGAUCAAUGAGGAUGAUGAUGAUGAUUUGAGUCACUUCAUUGUAGAUGAAGAUGUUCCUGGUGAUCAUGGAUGGAGGAGGAAGAUAAAGAAAUUUAAGCAAGGAACUGACUCAAAAGCUUUACGAUACGAUAAUGAUAUAUUUGGUGAUCCUGAAGAAUUGUUGAAACUUCGGAGAAAGGAUUUAGCGUAUAACGAAAAGAUCGAAAGAAAGUUAGAAGAUGAGUUUGAACCAAUUGUUCUCUCUGAAAAGUAUAUGACAGAAAAAGAUGAUGAAAUUAGGAAGCUUGAUGUUCCUGAGAGAAUGCAGAUAUUCGAAGAAGUCACUGGAAACGCUCCCGUCGAUGAUAUUAGCAUUGAAGAAGAGAGCAACUGGAUUUAUGCUCGAUUGGUUCCAGAACAAGGUCCGGGUUUUUCGGUUAGCAAAGAUGACAUUGUGAGAUUUUUGGAGAUGUCUCAUGUGCAGAAGUUAGAGAUACCGUUUAUAGCUAUGUACCGGAAGGAGCAGUGUCAGAGUUUGUUGGACAGUUCUGAUGAUGAUGGUAGUGAUUUCAAUCUUCUCAAGAAGCUUGAGACCAAGUGGCAUAAAGUCUUGUGGAUGAUUCAAGAUUUGGAUAGAGAGUGGCUUCUUCUUCGGAAAAGGAAAACCGCGUUGUUUGGUUACUUUACCAAACGUUUUGAAGAAGAAACCUGUAGGUCUGAUCUGAAUAAGAGUCUUUUUGAAUCGGUUAUGAAGUCUCCUAAAGCGGCGGAGACAGAGAGAGAAGUUGAUGAUGUAGACUCAAAGUUCAACUUGCAUUUUCCUCAUUGUGAGAUCGAUGAAGGACAGUAUAAGAGGCCGAAAAGGAAAUCGCAUUAUAGCAUCUGUAGCAAAUUUGGGAUACGGGAAUUUGCAAACAAGUUUGGUUAUAGCGCUGAGCAAUUGGGAUUUGCGUUGUCUCUUGAGAAAGUUUUUGUUGAUGAGCUUGAAGAUGCAAAGAAAACACCAGAGGAGAUGGCAUUGUACUAUAAAUGUGCAAUGUUUGAAGAUCUUCAAGUUGUUCUUAAAGGCGCACGGCAUGUGGCUGCGGUUGAGAUAAGCUGCGAGCCAUUGAUUAAAAAGUAUGUUCGCGGGAUUUAUAUGGAGAAUGCAGUAGUCUCAACGAGUCCAACACCAGAUGGGGAUGUGGUUAUAGAUUCUUUCCAUCAGUUUUCUGCGGUUAAGUGGUUACGCGAAAAGCCAUUGAGAAAGUUUGAAGGUACACAAUGGCUUCUCAUUCAGAAAGCAGAAGAAGAGAAGCUUCUUCAAGUAACUUUCAAGCUGCCUGAGAAUCAGAUAAAUUGGAUAAUUAGUGAAUGCAGUGAACACUAUCUAAGUGUUGGUGUUAGUAAGUAUGCUCAACUCUGGAAUGAGCAGAGGAAAUUGAUACUGGAGGACGCGGUUCACGGUUUUCUUUUGCCGUCAAUGGAGAAAGAAGCAAGAUCCUUGCUAAUUAGCAGAGCCAAGACUCGGUUGCUUUCAGAGUAUGGACAGGUUUUAUGGAACAAAGUUUCUUCAGGGCCAUAUCGAAGGAAUAAUAAUAAUACCUCGGAUGAGGAAGCUGCGCCGAGGGUCCUAGCUUGUUGUUGGGGACCUGGAAAUCCAGAAACUACAUUUGUGAUGCUUGAUUCAUCGGGAGAGUUGGUUGAUGUGCUUUACGCAGAAUCCAUUGCAUUGCGAUUUCGGGAUGUAAAUGACCAGAAACGUAAAAAGAAGGAUCAAGAUCGUCUUCGAAAGUUUAUAAGAGACCAUCAACCAAAUGUUGUGGCUUUAGCAGCUGCAAAUUUGAGUUGUGUACGUCUGAAGGAUGAGAUUUAUGAGGUUAUAUUCCAAAUGGUGGAAGAACUGCCGUCUGUUGUAGAAGCUGGGAUUUAUGACUUACCAGUGGUUUAUGCGGAUGAAUCUCUUCCUAGGAUAUACGAAAAUUCUAGAAUCUCAAGAGAACAACUACCUCAACAGGCAGGGAUUGUGAAACGCGCAGUUGCUCUUGGACGUUAUCUCCAGAAUCCAUUAGCAAUGAUCUCAACCUUAUGCGGUCUAGGUAAAGAUAUUUUGUCUUGGAAGCUACAUUCUUUGCAGGAUUUUCUUGAUCCAGAUGAGAAGUAUGAGAUGGUUGAACAAGUUAUGUUUGUUUCAGGGCUUGGUCCUAGGAAAGCUGCAUCUUUGCAGAGGUCUCUUGUUAGAGCUGGUUCGAUAUUUGUCCGCAAGGAACUGAUAAAUCAUGGGAUUGGUAAAAAAGUUUUCGUAAAUGCAGCUGGUUUCUUGCGGAUUCGUAGGAGCGGGUUGGCUUGUAGUAGCAGCCAAUUAAUUGAUCUGUUGGAUGACACUAGAAUACAUCCUGAAUCAUACGGUCUUGCGCAAGAAUUGGCGAAAGAUGUUUAUACUCAUGAUAUUGUUAGAGAUGAUGAGGAUGAUGCAAUAGAGAUGGCGAUAGAGUAUGUGAGAGAUGAGCCAGCUUCUUUGAAGAAAAUCGUUCUUGAUGAGUAUUUGAGAAGCAAGAACCAAGAGAAUAAGAAGGAAACUUAUAGUCUUAUCAUGAGAGAAUUAAGCUGUGGUUUUCAGGAUUGGCGAAGUUUGUUUAAAGAGGUUGAUCCAGAUGAAGAGUUUUAUAUGAUUUCGGGUGAAACCAAAGAAACGAUUGGUGAAGGGAGAAUUGUGCAGGCCACUGUUAAGAAAGUAACAAGUGGUAAAGCCAAAUGUGUAUUAGAUUGUGGAUUACCUGGGAUUCUCUUGAAGGAAGAUUACUCGGAUGAUGGUAGAGAUAUCGUUGAUUUAUCUAACAAACUGUGUGAAGGCGAUAUCGUCACUUGCAAGGUCAAAUCGAUUCUAAAGCAAAGGUAUCAUGUGUUACUUGUCUGCAAAGAAAGCGAAAUGGGAAAGAACAGGAAUCUCGAUUAUUACUACCACGAGGAGGAACGAAACAGUGUUCGGAUAGAGAAAGAGAAAGCUCCUAAAGAAAAGAAGCAGUUUAAGUCUAGGAUGAUUGUUCAUCCUCUGUUUCAGAACAUCAAUGCUGAGCAAGCAACAGAUUAUUUGUCUGAUAAGAAUAUUGGAGAAAGCAUUGUUCGUCCAAGCUCACGAGGACUGAAUCAUCUGACUUUGAUGAUCAAGAUUUUCGAUAAUUUGUAUGCUAACAAGGAGAUAAUCGAAGGUGGGAAGGAGAGCAAGGACAUAGUGAGCUUACAACGUAUUGGGAAAACAUUGAAAAUUGGGAAUGAAACCUUCGAGGAUCUGGAUGAGGUAAUGGAUCGGUAUGUUGAUCCUUUGGUAACUCAUCUUAUGACAAUGCUCAAUUACCGCAAAUUUCGGACUGGGACAAAGUCGGAAAUAGAUGAUCUUCUUCGGGUUGAGAAGGGCGUAAAUCCGAAAAUGGUAGUUUACAGUUUUGGUGUUUCGCAUGAACAUCCAGGGAGCUUUAUAUUGUCUUACAUACGAUCCGCAAAUCCGCACCAUGAGUAUAUCGGUUUAUAUCCAAAGGGAUUCAAGUUCCGGAAAAGAAUGUUUGGAGAUCUUGAUAAGCUUGCUGCUUAUUUCAAGAGACAUGUUGAUGAUCAAGGCCAUUACUAAUCAGUGAACAUUAAGGUACUAUUUAUUUAUCUGAAUUCAUGAAUUGUUCUACUCUUUAGCGCAAAGCUUUUUUUAGACCGAUUGCUUUUUAGGCAAGAAAUCUAUAUGGGACAAUACUUUUGUUUUUGGAACGUAAUUAGGUCUGUUGUUUAGUAGAACUAUAGAAUUCUAUUCAACUUAUGUUAGUAAUCAAAAGUGAUAAAGAUC
Molecule: messenger RNA, 4193 nt
Organism: Arabidopsis arenosa
Lineage: Eukaryota; Viridiplantae; Streptophyta; Magnoliopsida; Brassicales; Brassicaceae
Source: the annotation of a GenBank genome assembly